Hylaeus volcanicus is the source of this 6375-nucleotide messenger RNA. It is a transcript of the gene Chsy, whose product is annotated as chondroitin sulfate synthase 1. NCBI's taxonomy places the organism in Eukaryota, Metazoa, Arthropoda, Insecta, Hymenoptera, Colletidae. The coding region runs from base 1714 to 4173 and encodes 819 amino acids. Gene Ontology annotation, molecular function: glucuronosyl-N-acetylgalactosaminyl-proteoglycan 4-beta-N-acetylgalactosaminyltransferase activity. The record is from RefSeq and is a predicted model, not a curated record. The transcript has 7 exons. Gene Ontology annotation, cellular component: Golgi cisterna membrane.
UGAAGGCACUAUACAUUAGCUUAAUAUUGCAGUACACUGUCAAUCGAAUAUUUUUAUUAGAAAAAAUUUGAGAAUGCACUUGAAAUAUGUACUAAUAUUCAGACAUGAUUUAUAAAUUCCUUUUAGAGUAUUGUUACAAAUCAUCUACUUCUGAAGGCACUACACAUAAGUUUAAUAUUGGAGUAGACUGUCAAUUAAAUAUUUUUAUUGGAAAAAAUUUGAGAAUGUACUCGAAAUAUGUACCAAUACACAGACAUAAUUUAAAAUUCCCCAAGCUUAAAUUUCAAAAGUUUACAUCGGUAGCUUCGCCCGUAAAAAAAUCAGGAUGGUUGCUCCAAAACCGGUAGGAAUAAAAGAAUACCCCCCGGGCGCACGUGCAUCCGGGGAUCUCGAAGAAUCCAGGGGCAGGCGUGACCACCGCGGAGGGCAGCCAGAAAAGGGUCGAAUACGGAGGUGGUCGAAGGUUGCCGAGGUCAGGAGCGCGGCGCGAAGCCUGCGUAUCGCCACGUUUCCUCUGCGACCGAACGAAAAGUUUCGCCGCGUUCGUCCAAGAGCUUAGUAUACCCCGGCAAGCCGAUCAGGCUGCCCGUGGCUGUGGCUGACUGACUGCUUUGCUCGACUGCUUGCCUGCUCGUCUGACUGCUAACCGGCCGCCGGUGUCUCGUCUGGUUCAGUCGUCGUCCCAACAUCCUCCUCGCAACACGUCCGCGGUCGGUGGCAGCCAACCAGUCUAAAAGUCUUCACGUUUCACUCGUCGUCUUCUCGUUUACGGUUUCUGUCAUGCUGCGGGGGCCUCCGAAGGGUUGUAACGCUUUUUUCGACGCCAGAUUGACUCUCGUGCACUCCGAAGAAAUCAGAAGAACCAAGAGGAUCGUCAUUCCAUCAACGGUUGCAGUUGUGCCUUUUUUGGAUAAAAAAUUAGGAGAAUCCUUGAUGUACCAAGAAUUCCAGCUGCAUCCACUCCAAAAAAGGAUUAGGAGGAUUGUUGGUAAUUGACUCGGGAGGAUUUGAGAAACAAGUGGAUCAUUGGGCAACAGAAGCUCCAGUUCCCUCUUCUCCAAUGAAGGAAUGCUGAUAAUUACAGUGGAUGGCAGGAACCGAUUUUAUGAGUCAAGUGGGAUCGUUGUGGGUCCAGAAGAUUCAUUCGCGUCCUUUUGAAUGGAAAAUCAGGCUCGUUGGCGAUUAAAUGUAUAGAAUCUACAUUCCAAUUGGAUCAUAAGUGCUCCAAUAGUUUCGGUUCUGCUCUCUGUGAUUAUGGAGCAGGAUGGUUGGUAAUUAAUUAAUUCGAAUUGGUGAAUCGGGAGUUCCUUUGCCAGUGCUAAACGAUCGGAGUUCUCGUGCAAAAGUGAUCGUGAGAGUCUCGUGGGUGGAUGACACACUCUGGUCAGCUGAACGUUGCGGUGUAAUCGAUGCGAAAAAAUUCGGAACUUCACCAGGACGGAUCACAUUAACAUGGACGCUCGAUCCGCCAGCUUCGUGGGAAAUCGCGGAGCGUUUCCUGAAUUCAGCAGAACGCAGUCGACGGAAUCGAGGAAGGGAUUUGAUGUCUGAGGGAAGCUCGUGCUCGGUGGUGCCGAGAGGAGCAAUGGGAUCGUCCGCAGAGUUCCCGACGAUCGCGUUAAUUAUCACGGUGAAAUCCUCGAAGAAGACGUCGUCGAGUGGAAAGAUGACGAUGAACCCAACCGGUGGUCCAGGGACCCCGGAAGAGUACCAAUGGAGGAGGUGACGUAUCACCCAGUGAUGCGUAAACGACGUGGAUUGGCCAGCGCCGUUCUUGGCCUGACAGUGGGCCUUCUCCUGGGCUUCCUCAUCCAAAGCUACCGGAUACUCUCGUCGAGCCAUCACCAACGGGUCAAUAUUUACGCAUCCUCGAUGCCUGGGCCACGCGUGCUAAUCAAGCCCCCGGCGCGGAACGUUCCCAAGCUGAACGACGACGAGCAGAUAAACAGUUCCGCGAGCAGUUUGGUCUUCGUGGGUGUCAUGACGGCUGGCAAGUACCUCGACACGCGAGCGAAAGCUGUGUACGAGACCUGGGGCAAGGAGCUGCCCGGGAAAAUAGCGUUCUUCUCGUCCGAGAGCUCCACCGUCCCGUCGAACUGUCCCGAUCUACCUUUGGUCCCGUUGCCGCGAGUCGACGACACGUACCCGCCCCAGAAGAAGUCGUUCAUGAUGCUUCAUUACAUGUGGAACAAUUACGGCGAUCGUUUCGAGUGGUUCCUCAGGGCCGACGACGAUGUCUACGUCAGGACAGACCGUCUCGAGAAGCUGCUGAGGUCCGUCGACUCCAGGAGAGCCAUGUACAUCGGUCAAGCCGGCAGAGGGAACUCUGAGGAAUUCGGAUUGCUGUCACUCGAGUACGACGAGAACUUCUGCAUGGGCGGACCAGGUGUUAUAUUGUCCAGGGAGACCUUGAGGAGGAUCGUACCGCAUAUCAAGUACUGCUUGAGGCAUUUGUACACCACGCACGAGGACGUCGAAUUGGGAAGGUGCGUGCAGAAGUACGCUGGCAUACCUUGCACAUGGAGCUACGAGAUGCAGUCCAUUCUGUACCACAACAGCAGCGGUGCACAGGCGUUCACCGGAAACCUGAAGAAAAAAGAGGUUCACCGCGCGAUCACGCUGCAUCCUGUUAAAAGUCCGCCGCACAUGUACAGGCUGCACAAUUACAUGAGGGGCCUACGGAUACAGGAUCUGCAGCAGGAGAGGCUCGAUCUUCACAGAGACAUCUACGCCAUGGCCGGCCAGCUCGGGAUAAGCGUCGAGGAUCUCAAGAAUUACGAGAUCGCCGAAGGCGUUCCCCUGUUUCCUGUUAACUCUCACUCGAAAGAGUAUCCCGGCGACACGGAGAUGCUGGGUGUUCCAGCGGGACUCCAGUCGUUCAAGCCCACGAGCAGCGACGAGGUGAUUCCCUGGGACUUUCUCUCGAGGUCGGAGUACAGCUUAGCGGAUUCCAAUCCCAGGAGAAGGAUUCACAGCGGCAUAAGGGAGGGUCUGGAGGACAUCACCAGAGAAGUGAUGGCCUCCAUAAACGCCUGCUCACGACAGCGCGGCAGAGUCGUCGAGGAAAGGUCAGCCCUGUACGGAUACAGGAGAGUGGAUUCUUACGGCGCCGACACGAUACUGGAUCUUCUAUUGGUGUACCGGAAGUACAGAGGCAGAAAGGUUACGCUGCCCGUCAGGAGACACGUUUAUCUCCAUCAACACUUCACCGGACUGGAAAUACGGGAAACGGUGAACGGCGUGGAAAAGGAUGGGGCGCGAGGCGAUCAACGAAACGACAAGUCCUUGCAGAACAUAUUCAGCGGCGGUUUCCUGAACCUGAAUUUCAACUUCGAAGCGGAGGAUCCGGUCACGGACAAAACCAUCCACUUCGUCCUGCCUUUGGCGGGUAGGUACGAGGUUUUCCAACGGUUCCUGCAAAACUACGAAGAGGUCUGUUUAACGAACGGCGAGAAGACCAGGCUCCUAGUCGUUCUCUUCCAUCAUAAAACGGAGAGCUCUUACGACCAAACGAUAGAUCUGAUUCAGCAACUGAAGUACAAGCACCGCGGCGCGGGUAUCGAUAUUUUACCCAUCGCUGGGACGUUCUCCAGAGCCAGGGCCCUCGAUCUAGGCGUCUCGAAGCUGAACAACGACGAUUUGAUGUUCUUUGUCGAUGUGGACAUCGCCUUCACGAAAUCCGCUCUCUACAGAAUACGAGCGAACACUUUGCUAGGUAGACAGAUUUAUUUCCCCGUGGUGUUCAGCCAGUACGAUCCACGAAUCGUUCACGAAGACUGGAGGAGACGCGACACCUUCCUCGUGGACGAGACUUCUGGUUAUUGGAGACAGUUCGGAUUCGGUAUCGUUUCCUUGUACAAACGUGAUUAUCGUACCGUGGGUGGUUUCGACCUGUCCAUUCGAGGAUGGGGGAAGGAGGACGUAGACUUCUUCGAGAAGGUGGUCAAGUCCAACGUGACGAUCUUCAGGGCGGCCGACAGGGAUCUGGUUCACGUUUACCACGAGGUGGAGUGCAGCAAGGACCUCUCCGACACCCAACUCGCCAUGUGCAUGGGGACCAAGGCUGACACUUACGCGGGAAUGGAGACCCUGGCAAGAAUUAUCUACGAGGAUCCAAAUAUCCUGCGAUUUGCCAAAGCCAGGAGAGCGAACUUGACGAAUGCAGCUGGUUGAGGGAUUGUUUUCGUUUGGCUCACGAUGAUUUUUUUUAAACGCGUGACUUCGUUCCAGUGACAACGUGUUGACUUGUUAGCGACGUGUCACUGGACCCUAGCUACGAGUAAAUGAGGAAUAAUAAAUGUUGAAUGGUGAAUAAACAUCAGUUAGGUGAAUAAACAUCAAUGGACAUUGGAAUAGUUGAUAUUUUUUAAAUUAUUUGAUAUGCAAGUGGGUACAUAAAGUCUGGACCGUCAGUAAAUAUUAGAAGUAUCAUAUCUGGUAUCAUAUUCUUAUUCUCUAUGUGUCCAGACUAUAGAAUCACCCUGUAUAUUUGAUACUAACUAAAAGCCACGUUUAGUAUCAACUAUAACUAAGAACAGUUUUAGAGAACUUUAGAAAAUUGUGUACGUCCCAUAAUUGUCACUUACAAUCCUAGUCAGUGAUCUUUUAUUUUUUAGAUUUUUUCUAUUAAUUAGCAAAAUAUGAAUUUAGUUGUAAUUGUAUAAAGGAGUAUGAAUUAAUGAAAGAGGUAUAAUGUUACCUCUUGUAGAUUUGUAAUAAUUGUAUUUUUCUAUAUAUAUUGGUUAUUUCUAAACGUUAUUUAAUAUGUCUUAAUUAGUCUUUAAGAGUAUUAAAUUUUACAUGAAAAUGUUCUUUUUAUCUUCUUUGUAAGAAAUUCUAUUUUUAUUUUAAAUUUGACCAAGUAAUACUCAAAAUGAUAUGUCCAAGAGCUUUGCAAGACAUUUUUUGAAGUUCUCUAAGGUAUCAAGUAAUUUUUAUUAAAAAAAAAGCACGAUGAGAUGAAUUUAUCAUGAGAGAUAAACAAUUGACAAUUGAAAGUUGAGAAUUCAUUCAGAAAUUGGAAAUGAAAGAAAUGAAUUGAAAAGUGAAUAUUUAUUCGUGAACUGAGAAUUGAAAAAAUAAACUGUAAGCCGAGUAUUUAUUCACAGAGAAACAAAUCGUCUCGUAGCGGGUGCGAAAACUCAUUCGUCCGAAAAACACAGCUGCAGUCGACGUGUUAAGGUAGAAAGUGCGUCUCCAAGAACGUCUUUCAGUUAGAACAUUUUGUGUAAAUACACGGUGUGAUCGUGGCUCGUUUUUACGCGAAAGUGUCGGAUAUUUAACAGAUCCAUGCGAAUUCACCAAAGCCAUUUCCGUAUGAAUUUAAUACCGUAAUACCAAUUUCCUGUAUGGAUAAAACAGAACCUGAGAUUUAAUUUAACGACUAACGGAAACAUAUUUAAUUGAACGGAUAACAAGUUCCCGAAUCGUGUAAGCGACGUUUGUGCUACCUUUGUAAGAAUAUUAUUAUCGAUUCACAGGGUGCUUUACAAUGGAAAAUGUGAGAUACACCAAAUUUUAUUCUAUUUCUUCUGUUUAUAUUUUAUUUUAUUCAUAAUAGUAAUUUCAAUUUUCAUUCAACCAGCAAUUAAUAGAAAAUAAUUCAUUGUUGAUGAUGAACAAAAUUUUAGUCUAUUUCUUAUAUCUCUAUUUUAUUUUAUUUACAAUAGUAAUUUCAAUUUUCAUUCAACCAGCAAUUAAUAGAAAAUAAUUCAUUGCUGGUGAUGAACAAAAUUUUAGUCUAUUUCUUACAUUUUUAUUUUAUUUUAUUUACAAUAGUAAUUUCAAUUUUCUGUCUAGAUAAAUAUUUUCGCUAUUGGCACCCUGUGUAUCGAAAGAUUACCAUUAUUUGCGCUAUGAAUGUGAUGUAUUGCUUUCUGAUUGCUACUAAUGUAGAAAUACCAGCGCCAAAUACAUUUCGUUACGCGUCGAAAGGUACACCUACUACUAUCUCCUUUUAUAAAUGAAUAAUGCAUUCUAUGGUGAAUUAUACAUCGUACACUUCGUGUUUAUCUCAACGUCUCCGAUUUUUGGGGACGCGUAAAAUCUGCUUAAAGGUUACGGAAAAUUUCGCGCGAUAGGAAGAACGCGUGGAUGCGUAACUUAAGUCGAUUUAAGAUGCCAAUACUCCUAAGAAGGUUAUAUCGAACCAGUUGUGUAAGUACAUGUGAUAUUAUCGUGCCUUUGUAUAGAUCUUUAUUUGUGAAUUUUACGUACUGCCUAUUUUAUCGUAUUUGUACCUACGCGCGUUCACUUGUGAAAAUGUGGCGAGUCCCAAACGGCUUGCAUAAUCGUUUAUGCAAUUCGCAUUUCGAUCGCUCGCUAAGAUGCUUCGACAUUUCAUCGGAUACCGAAUAAAAUUUCUCUAUUGAAUAA